This is a messenger RNA of Papilio polytes (common Mormon), 1524 nucleotides long. RefSeq names its product cytochrome P450 3A19-like. Gene Ontology annotation, molecular function: oxidoreductase activity, acting on paired donors, with incorporation or reduction of molecular oxygen; monooxygenase activity; heme binding. Bases 41 to 1162 code for a protein of 373 amino acids. NCBI's taxonomy places the organism in Eukaryota, Metazoa, Arthropoda, Insecta, Lepidoptera, Papilionidae. The record is from RefSeq and is a predicted model, not a curated record. The transcript has 7 exons.
AACUAAGUUAGUCCCGUGAUAGGAUCCAACAUGGUCAGAGAUGCGGCGACGCCUCACGGUGAUGUUCACGGCGUCGCGGCUGCGGCACCUGCAGCCCUUCAUGACCCUUAAGAGCAAGCAGCUCAUGCAGAGGAUACAAAAUGACAUGGACACCAAUGGUCGAGUCGACCUCAAAUUGAUGUAUACGGACUUCUCGACGGACGUGAUCGGUACCACGUCUUUUGGUGUGGAGAGCGAGGCGACGCUGUCGGGGCGGAGCGCGCUGCGCACCGUCACCAAGGAGUUCAUGAAGUAUAGCGCGCUCCGCGGUUUCGCCUGGGCUUGUAUAUUCUUCUUCCCAGAAAUGGUGGACGUCUUUGGAUUUUCUUUCUUCCCAAAGAGUACAGUGACAUACUUCAGGAAGGUGUACUACAAAAUAAUCGCAGAGCGCGGCGGGUACUACGGUGACACCUCUGAGAAUGACCUCAUAAAUGUUCUGCGCAAAAUCAAACAGGAUUAUGAAAAGGAAAAUAAAGAUAUUUCAGAAGACACACUGAUCGCGCAGGCGGCGAUAUUCCUGCAAGGCGGCUACGACACGGUCGCCUCCACGCUCUCCUUCUGUACUUACGAACUGGCUUUCCUUCCACAGCUACAAGAGAAACUUUAUAAAGAAGUGUGUGAAGUUAAGAAGAGAAACGGGAACAAAGAUCUCGAUCCAAGCGCCCUCAAUGAAUUAACACUUAUGCAGUGUGUUAUGAAAGAAACGUUUAGAAAAUACAUGUCUAUGGGGUGGCUGGACCGCGUGGCGGCCGCCGACUACCGCAUCGACGACAAGUUGACGAUCUCCGCCGGCACCCCGCUCUACGUCAACGCUCUCGGCCUGCAUUACGACCCUGACAUAUUCCCCGAGCCAAUGCAGUUCAAUCCUGAUAGAUUUCUGCCAGAAAACGAGAAGAAAAUACCGCCUUUUAGUUAUAUACCUUUCGGGGAAGGACCAAGAAUGUGUAUAGGUCGUCGCUUCGGAGAGCAGACUUUCUUGACUGCGCUGUGUCACCUCGUUGUCCGCUACAGCUGGCGGCCGCCGCCCGCCGCCGCGCUGCCCGCACACAUCCAUAUUGAAGAGAAAGGGAUCUUCGUGUCGCCCGGAGAGAAAUUAUACACAAUAUUUGAGUCUAGGACUUAAACCAUUAUUUUGAUAUAAAACAGUCUCCCGUAGUUAAAAAAUAAGAAAUAGAAAGUACUUAAAAUCAGUUGAUUUUAAUUUACACAAGCAGCGAAAUAACACGUAUGCAAUAAACGUUCAUUACCACAGAAAUAUUGGAAUUUGCGUUUCGACGAACUACACCUUUAAAAUCAAACGGCAGUUCUCAGAAUUUGUCACCGUGAAAGCUUACCUUUACAGUGUGGCUUUACCUUGCAUUUGUACAAAAUAUCGCAAAAUACGAUCCCAUUUAUGCAUCAAAGGGUUCUGUGAAACGCAAAAGUGUUUUUCUUUCAAUGUUUUUGAAAUAGACUACUAAAAUACAAAUAUUUAUUAUAAAUAAU